Messenger RNA from Geosmithia morbida, 1551 nucleotides. RefSeq names its product choline transport protein. The transcript has 5 exons. Bases 1 to 1551 code for a protein of 516 amino acids. Gene Ontology annotation, cellular component: membrane. NCBI's taxonomy places the organism in Eukaryota, Fungi, Ascomycota, Sordariomycetes, Hypocreales, Bionectriaceae. The record is from RefSeq and is a predicted model, not a curated record. Gene Ontology annotation, molecular function: transmembrane transporter activity. Gene Ontology annotation, biological process: transmembrane transport.
AUGGACGCCUCACAUGGAGUUUCCAUGUCGAUUCGGCAGGAGAAGUCCGACGAUGUUGACCUGAAGGUGUCCGCGGAUCGCGACGAGAUUCGCCUGGCUGAGAUGGGCCACACCCAGGAGCUGAAACGACAUUUUAGCACCAUAAGCCUCAUCGGUCUGGCCUCGACGACCACCAUUUCGUGGACCGGCCUGGGCCUCGGACUCAUCACAGAGAUCGGCGCAGGCGGUCCCGGCGCUGUCAUCUACGGCUUCAUCCUGGUCACCAUCCUCCAAUGUUUCCUGGGUGCUUCCCUGGCCGAGUUCGUCUCAUCUUACCCUACGGAAGGCGGCAUGUACCACUGGAUUGCCGCCGUCGCACCCAAGAAGACUACCGGGAUACUGAGCUUCUUCACCGGAUGGUUCAGCGUUCUGGGAUGGAUCUUCACGACUGCCUCCACGAACCUGAUCUUCGCCCAGAUCGUCAUGGCUCUGGUCGCAAUCUACCACCAGUCGCUCGAGAUCAAGGCUUGGCAGACUUUCAUCGUCUACCAGGGACUCAACCUCAUCACGGCGGCGGUUGUCAUGUUCGGGAACAGGAUCAUCCCGGGCCUCAACAAAUUCUCUCUCUUCUAUCUCCAGAUUGGCUGGCUGGUAGUCCUGGUCACGGUGGUGGCCUGCGCUCCUUCGUAUCAGAGCGCCGACUUUGUCUUCAAGACCUGGAUCAACAGCACCGGAUGGGAAAACCAGGUGAUCUGCUUCAUCACCGGCCUGGUGAACCCCCUAUACAGUCUGGGGGGGCUUGACGGCAUCACUCACAUCACUGAGGAAAUGCCCAAUCCCUCCCGCAAUGCCCCAAUCGCGAUCGCCAUCACUCUGAGCAUUGCCUUCUGCACCGGUCUCUCGUACCUCGUCGCUCUCAUGUUCUCAAUUCAAGAUUUCGACGCACUGUCCGGCACCAACACUGGGCUUCCAUUGGCAGAGCUGUUUCGACAAGUCACCGGUCUAGCCGGGGGUGCCUUCGGGUUGACAUUCAUCCUCCUGGUGGCUCUUGGUCCCUGCGUUGUCAGCUCUCAGCUGAGCACCGGCCGCAUCUUCUGGGCAUUUUCACGGGACGGUGCCGUGCCCUUCUCACGCCUCUGGUGCCAAGUCCACCCGACGCUGAAAAUCCCCCUGAACGCGCAGCUCAUAGUGACGGCCAUCAUUGCCGCUCUCGGAUGCCUGUAUCUCGGGUCAUCCACAGCAUUCAACUCGCUCCUGGGAACGGCAGUCACGAUCAACAACAUCUCCUACCUGAUCCCGAUCCUGACCAACCUGCUAACGGGGCGGAGAAACAUGCACCAUGGCCACUUUCACAUGAACAACACACUGGGAUCGGUCAUCAACACAGUUACGGUGUGCUGGCUGGUGUUUGCAGUCGUCUUCUUCUCUUUCCCAUAUGUCAUGCCUGUAGAGCCCGACAAUAUGAACUACACCUGUGUCGUUGUUGGAGGACUCACAGUCCUGGUCUCAGGCUGGUGGCUCAAGGUUGGCUCAAAGUUUACAGAUGUGAUCCUGAAGGCCAAGGAGGAAUGA